Messenger RNA from Micropterus salmoides (largemouth bass), 482 nucleotides. RefSeq names its product mitochondrial ribosomal protein S6 (gene mrps6). Gene Ontology annotation, cellular component: ribosome; mitochondrial small ribosomal subunit. Gene Ontology annotation, biological process: translation. Gene Ontology annotation, molecular function: structural constituent of ribosome; small ribosomal subunit rRNA binding. NCBI's taxonomy places the organism in Eukaryota, Metazoa, Chordata, Actinopteri, Centrarchiformes, Centrarchidae. The record is from RefSeq and is a predicted model, not a curated record.
UGCUUUAUACGUCAUCUCCAAGGACCCUUCCUGUCCCUCGUGUCAUAACAUGGUCGUCUUUGAACUGAGUAACCUGGCAAUGACACUAGCCCAGUGCCGGCUGAAUUAAAAGUGUGAGUCGAGGAUCUCUUAGCCGAAGCCAUGCCUCGCUACGAGCUGGCCUUGAUCCUGAAGGCGAUGCAGCGGCCGGAGACAGCUGCUGCUCUCCGGCGGUCGGUGGAGACUUUGAUGGAGCGGGGCGCGGUGGUGAGGGACCUGGAGAACCUGGGAGAGAGACUCCUGCCCUACAAGAUAACCAAGCACAAUCAAAAGCACACCCGGGGGGCAUACUUUCUGGUCGACUUCUACGCAGCUCCCAGCAUCGUCACAGGCUUACUGGAUCACCUGCACCGUGAUGUGGACGUGGUGAGGCCCACUGUGCUGAAGAAAGACGCCGAAGCUCCCGGCAGUAGCUGCUGUGGCCCCCAACAGUGAUUGAAUGU